Molecule: messenger RNA, 4423 nt
Organism: Mycena citricolor
Lineage: Eukaryota; Fungi; Basidiomycota; Agaricomycetes; Agaricales; Mycenaceae
Source: the annotation of a GenBank genome assembly
GUGCUCACCAGCGGCAACUUGCCAACCCCUUCGGCCAACCGCAUGCUGACUGUAUCGCCACUACUCUUCGUUGUUUCCUUGUUCUCUCAUCCUCCUCCUGCGUCUGGGUCUCCUGGUUGCCUUGCCCUUGACCUUUAGUCUCUGCUCCCGCAGCUCUCGCUAGAGCCUCAGGCACGGUGUCGGGACUGCCUUCACGUCCCACCCUGCUGUAUGUUCCGCGCCUGCGACGAGCUCAGACUUGAAGCAGGUCUCGUCUGAUUAGACAGAAGUGAGACUCGUCGGCGACCUUGCGUCCCAGCGCCCUCGACUUCAUCUUGCUCAGAACACACGGUACAGCGCAGGCCCAUGUUGCAGAAUCCCAUCUCCGUUCCCCGCCCCCUCUCCGCCAACAACCACCAAGACGACUACUCCCCGUCUGACUAUUCUCGCUCUAAUGACAUAUCUUCUCGACUUCCGUCCCCCUCUCUAGCCGCUAAGCGUCCUCAGAAGGAGGCGCUUGCUCGUGCUAUCUUCGCCGCUUCACCAUCUCCCGCCGUCCCACUUUCCAUUUCCACUAAUCUAGCUGCGGCCCGCGUGGCUUCUUCUUCUCCCUCUGCCCAAUCUGCCCGGCUUCGCAGUCCAUACAUAUCUGCGCGUCAAACAGCCAGCCCGGUCUCCUUCUCGCCUCGUCCUGCCCCACUCUCGCCUAUCGACUCCAGCUCGCACCACUCGUCGUUUUCCUCAGUGCUCGAAGACGUCUUGCAACCCGGUGACAUCGUGGGCGAGGGUGUGGAACUACAGGGCGAAGUUAUUCAUCUUGUUGCUGCGCCAGAUCCCGGUGUGCAACACACGACCCAACCCGCUCGCGAAUUCGAGGUUGUUCGACGUCUCGGUGCCGGCAGCUAUGCUGUGGUUUAUCAGGUUCUUGAGGUCCUUGAGCGGGGGGCCCCAUCUGAGGACGGUCACUCCUCGAUGAUGGGUCACAUGGAUAUGGAGAUUGAUGGUUCGCAAACCGAUUUCGGUCCUUCGACGAAGUACGGACGCGAGUAUGCUAUCAAAUGUCUGUCAAAGGCCAACCUCGAUAGUGAGGCGCUGCGGGCUCAGAUGGAUGAGGUUUGGAUCCAUCAGUCGCUGCACUCGCAUCCGAAUAUUGUUACCCAUUAUCGGACCCUUGAAACGUCUUCUUUCUUGCUUCUCCUUCUCGAGUAUGUCCCAGGGGAAGACCUAUUCUACUUUUUGGAGCAGGCUCGUGAUCACUACGAGUCGGGAUCGUCAACGCCGGACAGCGACACGUCCCUGGGCUCGCAUACACCCCCUACACCCAGUCUAUUGUCGACGAUGAAUUCUUCCCAAUUGUUGUCCCGCACGCGUCUUCGGCUUAUCUCCUCCAUGUUUUCACAAAUGUGCGAUGCCGUCGCAGCAUGCCACGCGCAGCAAGUUUUCCAUCGCGACAUUAAGCCGGAAAAUUUCAUUGUCACCGACGGAUACACCGACAUCGAUGGUCGGCGGGAACGUCGUGUGGUAGUGAAACUGACGGAUUUUGGACUAUCGACUACGGAUAUCGAGUCAUCUGACAUGGACUGUGGGAGUGCACCCUACAUGAGCUUCGAGUGCCGUAACAAUGUUGCGCCAACCUAUCGGCCCCGCGCUGCAGAUGUAUGGUCCCUAGGCAUCGUGCUCAUCAACAUGCUGUACCACUACAAUCCCUGGACGGACACUCAGGAAGGCGAAUGCCACUCAUUCGACCUGUUCCGGCAACAGCCUGUCAACUUUUUCAUGCAGCGAUUUGUUGGAAUGACGCGCCCUGUCGCCGAGCAUCUUGCCAACCGUGUAUUCAACGUGCUCGAUGAUCCGAAGGACGACUCUGAGCGCAUCUCGGCGGCUGACUUUGGUAUCUGGGCCAAGGAUCUGCCUGAUCUUCUGGCCCCUCUUUUGGACAUUGCUGCUCCUCAGCCGAUGCGGGGUCAUCAGCGCCUCAGCUCGACAGCAUCCUUGAUCCUGGGUCAUCGCAUCUCUUCCUCGACACCUGUUUCGCACCGUCCGUCCUCGCGUCAAGCGUCGGGAACUGCCGGUAUCCGCACCCCGGCACUACCCUCCCGCAGUCUCUCCCGUACCGGCUCUUUCACACAAGCCUUCGAAGCAGCCAAGGCUGCCGAACUCUCGACUGUCAUCGACCAGGAGGUCGAGGAGAUCGAGGAAGAACAGGAGCACGAGCUGCAACUCCCGGAAGCCCCAGUGCUAGCCGACAUCUCGGUCGAGUCGCGUUCAGCUUCGACCAACAAACGUCGCAAACGUGGUGCGCGGAAAGGGAAAGGUUCUCAGACACCUGCCUCUGUUCUACCUAAAGACGAGACCCUCGAUGUCUUGGCUACCGCGUCCCAGACUUUGGCAAGAGAGAUCAGCAAAGCGUCACGUGCGGCUUCUGCGUCCCGGCCUUCGUCGAUUCGGUCCAGUACAACCCAGUCCUCGGGCCGAAGCAAACCCUCGUCUCUUGGAAGGAAACCGUUCGAACCAGUAGCAAUGUAUGCGCUUCCGGUGAACAUGUUGACCAAUACCCGGACUGCUGCGCCUCUGCCGAAGCUCAAUCCUUCGUCUUCAUCAGCUGCGUCGGCUGCGUCGGUUUCUUCUGCUUCUCUUCCCCAACCUGGCUCAUCCCCGAUCACCAAGAAAUCCUCCAAGUGGAAGCUUAGCUUUGGCAAGAAUAGCGGUUCCCAGAUAGGACGGAUCUCGCCGGUCGAGGAAGUCUCCCCGCCUUUGGACACGUCCCCUCCGCCAAUGCUGAUGUCGCCUACCGCUCGUAACGUGACGAACCUGCUCACUGGCCUAGAUGCUCCUGUGCCGCAGCACCACAGUCAAAGUCACGGCCAACAACAGCAUUCAUUCGACGAUUGGGCUCGCGGUCGCCGUGUGCGGCAUCCGACUGGCCCGACCUCCGACGCUGGUUUCCAUAAUUCUCGAGGCUCUCACCCUGUUGGAGGAGACCUGCGCAGCGACCGUGCAACGUCCCCCAACUCGGCGCGGAGCCAUCGUCCUGUGGCCUCGAGCUCGAGCUCGAUGGUCUCUGCCAACUGGCGCAGCUCGACGAGCUCGGGGACCUCUUCUUCGGCCUUCACGCGCUACAGCAAUGCGAGCGUGUCGACGAUGGCAACGAGCGUCUCGGCCAACAGUUGGCGUGCCACCAAGCCCGCGUCACCGAACGCGCCAGCGGCCUCGAAUCCCAACGUUCCCAAGAAUGUCAAGAUCAUCACAGGCAUUCCGUGGGAAUUGUAUCAGCUUCCCCGUGGCCAAUACGCUGGCGAACAGGACAUUUCUGGAUCUCCCCCUGGAAGACAGCGAGCUCGGAAACCCAAGGAUCCCCGACUGGGUACGAUCGCCGAGAAGCUGCCCGCUCCUGGACAGAAGUCGCCUGAAGCGAUGAGCUCGUCCGACCUGAGCAUUGAGGAGGACGGUUUCGAUGGCCCGAAGAAGGUGCAGAAGGGCCAGAUCAACACACUCGCGAAGAUGUUGUCUGCCCUGCGGCGGUGACGGACAUACGUGUUGUAGGACGUCGUGUAUUUGUUGUGCUAUCGUCACCGUAGUCUGAUCUUGCAGUGGGCAGUCCUGCAAUCGAAUUCACCCUUGCUUUCGGCAUGCGCUCAUCUGCUCUACAUUCCUUCCUUUACUUUUUUUUUCACUCUCGCAUUGUACUUUGGCAUGUCAAUCCUUUAUCUAUGUAUAUACUAGUAUAACAAACCGUAUUUAAAGGCAAGACACAGCUGAUAAUAUCCAGUCAGACGCUAUCCGCGUCUUCACUUCGUUGUCGUAGAGCUGCGAACGCCAUAUUUUGCUCGAUCGUUGGCCGUCGGCUAGGCUCGCUCCCAUUCGCGGUCCCAGAAUCAAUCAGAAUCGUCCGUGCGGUCUCCGGUGGUGUGCUAGGCCGCGACGGAUGUUCCUCCAUCUCCUGGUCACUGUCCGACGAGGCGCUGCUCGUCGAUGACGGCGCUCCAGCGAGACAAUACCGACCCGAUGUGUGCGUGCGGACGAGAUUGAUGUAGUACUCUUGCAAGACCUCCCGUGUACACUGCGAAGACGAACAAUGAGAGCCUGCAGGUGAGCGCGAGCGCGUGCUGCUGACCAUGAGUCGCCAGUCAAUCUUCGCCAAGAACUCGCGCUCGAGCACGUUCAGCUCCGUCACGGAGAUGCCGCCGACCUUCGCGUAGAGACUAUUCGUGCAGAAUGCAUCGCAGAGGCCCUUGCUCGAGACAGUGAUAGACGCGAUGAUGAAGCGAUGGCAGGUGAGAGAGGAGAGCGUAAAGAGGGGCACUCGAGAGCAAAUUUGAUCGAUGUAGUGGAGGGUGAUGAGGAGGCAUGACUUCUGCAGUGGUCCGAUGUGAGCUAAGGGAGUUGGAUCGAAUGGAAAAGACCAAAGUAGCGACACUUACUUCGAUGUUGGUGAAGCGAACGA